Molecule: messenger RNA, 1233 nt
Organism: Schizophyllum commune H4-8
Lineage: Eukaryota; Fungi; Basidiomycota; Agaricomycetes; Agaricales; Schizophyllaceae
Exons: 2
Coding region: 420-1001 (193 amino acids)
Source: RefSeq, a predicted model, not a curated record
ACUCGCCUUCCUGUGUUGAGGCGUGGCUUCAGCUCUACGCUAAUCCUCUACUCUGACUUGUGGCUCUACCCUGACUUGCGGACGAGAUGGGACUGGGAUGCUGAUCACCGCAAUAAGCGCCCGUUGUCCCAUUGUACUCCCAGGAAAGGCAAUCAUUCAUUUGGUACUGAUCUCCAGGCAGUGUGACUGAAACGCACUUUGCCACCGGAGGACUGACAGAUCGCCCUGGUUUGGAUGUCCCCCGGGGGGUGCCCGAGGGGGGCGCUGGUAGCGGGGCGGGUUUUGGACGGAACGGCCAUCUUGCUCGGUUGGCGCAGCCCACGACGAGCGCAGUGCUUCACUCGCGAUCGACUAGCGCGACGCCCUUUAUCAUAACGCGAUUCCCUUCACGCGACAGCUCACGACGCGCGCGCGCGACGAUGUCUGCAGGACACUAUGAUGAGGGCCUCCUGGCGGAGGCGCCCAAGGCGACGAAAGCUCAGCUGCAGGAAGGCUACAACCCCGACAUCCUCGCGCCCCAACGCCCCGCCACCACUUCCCCCACCCGCGACAUCGAGUCCAAGGGCGCCAGCCCCGCCGCCACACCCGCCCUCUACACCAGCACGCCGCGCACGCUCCCCUUCUGGCGCACCAAGAAGGGCAUGAUCGCCCUCGCCGUCCUCGCCAUCGUGAUCGUCGGCGCCGUCGUCGGCGGCGCGGUCGGCGGGACGGUCGGGAAGAGCGACGGGAAGAGCGGCGGGGACGGCGACCUGACCGGUUCGCCCACCGACUCGUUCACCACGCCGACCGCGACGUCGACGACGGGCGGGGAUGGCGGGCAGGGGCAGGCGGCGACUACGACGACGGCUGCGGGUGGGCAGGGGCAGGGGACGGCGUCGCCGACGACGACGACGAGCUCUGGGGGUCAGCAGCAGCAGGGGCAGGGAACGAAUAACGGGGCGGCGGAUACGGAUGGAGGCGAUAUCGCUGUCGUUGCCGCCGGUGCUGGGAGGCGGCGGUAGUGAUCUAUACCUGCGGACAGGCCUUCUCCUCGUCGCCUUCUCUGUCUUGACGCUUGUUUAUUAUUCUGUGCUUUGGUUGCCUCCGGAACGCUUUUCAUCAUACGACUGCCAUGCUGCAGCUGCACGCAGAGUGAUUGAAGACAACGCCCGCGGCCAAUUCUGCUGAGGACACCCUCACAUCUCUCAACUCUGCUUCGGCUUUGUUUGGUCGACUGAUAUGUUGAGAUGGAAU